Messenger RNA from Prorocentrum cordatum, 2701 nucleotides. The record is from the annotation of a GenBank genome assembly. Lineage: Eukaryota; Dinophyceae; Prorocentrales; Prorocentraceae.
GGCGCUGCUCAAAGAGAUGUGCGAGGCGACGCUGCAGCCCGACGUUAUCAGCUACAGCGCUGGGAUCAGCGCGUGCGAGAAGGGCGGGCAGUGGCAACCGGCCUUGGCGCUGCUGAGCGAGAUGUCGAAGGCGAAGCUGCAGCCCGACGUCUUUCUCUUACAAUGCCGGGAUUAGCGCGUGCGGGAAGGGCGAACAGUGGCAACGAUCUUUGGCGCUGCUCAGCGAGAUGUGGGAGGUGAAGCUGGAGCCCGACGCCACCAGCUACAACGCUGGGAUUAGCGCGUGCGGGAAGGGCGAGCAGUGGCAGUGGGCAUUGGCGCUGCUCGGUGAGAUGUGGGAGGCGAAGUUAGAGCCAAACAUCAUCAGCUACAGUGCUGGGAUUAGCGCAUGCGAGAAGGGUGAUCAAUGGCAGCGGGCAUUGGCGCUGCUGAGCGAGAUGUGGGAGGUGGCGGUGCGGCCCAACCUACAAUCAGCUACAACGCCGGCAUUAGCGCGUGCGGAAAGGGCGGGCAGUGGCAACAGGCCUUGGCGCUGCUCAGCGAGAUAUGGGAGGCGAAGCUGCAUCCCGACGUCUGCCCUAGUCAGCUACAAUGCCGGGAUCAGCGCGUGCGAGAAGGGCGAGCAGUGGCAGCGGGCAUUGGCGCUGCUCAGCGAGAUGUGGGAAGCAAAGCUGCAGCCCGACUCGGCUACAGUGCUGGGAUCAGCGCGUGUGGGAAGGGCGAUCAGUGGCAGCGCGCCUCGGCGCUACUCAACGAGAUGCGGGAGGCAAAGCUGCAGCCCAGCGUCAUCAGCUACAGCGCUGGGAUCCGCGCGUGCGAGACUGACGGCCAGUGGCAGCGGGCUCUGGCGCUGCUCGGCCAGAUCCUGGAGGCGAAGCUGCAGCUGGACGUGCUCAGCUGCAAUGCUGGCAUUCGUGCGUGUGGGAAGGGCGAUCGGUGGCAGCAGGCCCUGGCGCUGCUCGACGAGAUGCGGGAGGCGAAGCUGGAGCCCAACGUCUUCCCUACAAUGCCGGCAUCAGCGCGUGCGAGCAGGGUGCGCAGUGGCAGCGGGCUCUGGCGCUGCUCGGCGCGAUGCGGGAGGCGACGCUGGAGCCCGACGUCAUCUCUCUACAGCUCUGGGAUCAGCGCGUGCGAGAAGGGCGAGCAGUGGCAGCGGGCACUCGCGCUGCUGGGUGAUAUAUGGGGAGCGAAGCUGGUGCCCAACGUCUUCAGUUACAGCGCCGGGAUCAGCGCGUGCGAGAAGGGCGGGCAGUGGCAGUCGGCUCUGGCGCUACUCGGCGAGAUGCGGCAGGCAAGCCUGCAGCCCAACGGCUUCAGCUACAGCGCUGGGAUCAGCGCGUGCGGGAAAGGUGAUCAGUGGGAGCGCGCUCUGGCGCUGCUGAGCGAGAUGUGGGGGGCGAAGCUGGAGCCCAGCGUCACCCGUCUACAACGCUGGGAUCAGCGCGUGCGAGAAGGGCAAGCAGUGGCAGCGGGCUUUGGCGCUGCUGAGCGAGUUGCGGGAGGCGAAGCUGGAGCCAAGCUCAGCUACAACGCCGGGAUCAGUGCGUGCGAGAAGGGCGAGCAGUGGCAGCGGGCUUUGGCGCUGCUGAGCGAGAUGCGUGAGGCGAGGCUGGAGCCCAACGUCAUCAGCUACAACGCUGAGCUCUGCGCGUGUGAGAGAUGCGGCCAGUGGCGGCAGGCGCUGUCGCUGCUUGACGAGAUGCGGGCGAUUCACUUGAAGCCGGAUGACCUCAGUUACAACAUGGGCGUCGCAGCGUAUGAGAAAUCGUCUCGCAACUUGGCAGGAUUCCCGGGCUACGUUGGGAUCGGCCUCUCGCGUUGACGAACACCCUGCGAGUCACUCUGCGUGCGGGACCCUGUUGGGCAACCAGUGCGACUACGUGGACGGACACUCGGCAGCGGCACCCCACCGCGCAGGAAGCCGCUCCGGAUGCCGUCGCAUGGGCCUCCUCCGGUCGACGACGGUGCUGGGAUCGGCACGCGUGAGAGAGCUGCGAGCACCGAGAGCGGGCCUGCCGCGGCUCGGCGACCGUCGCUGGUUCUGGGCGGUCUUCGACUCGUGGCAGCGCUGGGAUCGGCACGCGUGAGAGAGCUGCGAGCGCCGAGGGCGGGCCCGCCGCGGCUCGGCGACCCUCGCCGGCUCCGGGUGGCCUUCGGCUCGGUGGACGGAGGCGGCGAGCCUCGGGCGACGGAGCCGCCUCCCCGCCGAGCUGCGGCGACCCGCGCCCGGGUGAUCGGCAGGGAGGUGGCAGUCCGCGCGGGCCCGCAGCGGCGGCGGGCCACGAAGCUCUUGAGGGUGCACGGAGGCCGCGCCGCGCGGGCACGGUGCGUCUGCCUGAGUGGGGCCGUCGGCCGUGGAGGUCGCGCAAGCACUCGAAGAGGGCCGCGCCUCGAAGAGGGCCGCGCCCAGCACUCGAAGAGGGCCGCGCCUCGAAGAGUUUCUGUGCCCAGCACUCGGAGAGGGCCGCGCCUCCGUCCGCGCCGGCGGCCAUCUGGAUGUGUAUCUCCUACCGUGUCGUGCGUCCGGCAGCGGGCGCCUCUUCAUACCUGGGGCAGGACGGCCAGUUCGCUUUUGUUAUCGCCUGGCUGCCCCCAGGCAGCCGUGCACGCAGUGCAGGUGUUCUGUGCUGUUGGCGCCCGCCUCCCUCCCUUUUCCUCCCUCCUUCUUUCUCCUGCCUCCCGCCUCCCCGCUCCCUCCUCC